Jatropha curcas is the source of this 2040-nucleotide messenger RNA. Its product is annotated as pentatricopeptide repeat-containing protein At2g02980, chloroplastic. Gene Ontology annotation, molecular function: protein binding; zinc ion binding; RNA binding. The record is from RefSeq and is a predicted model, not a curated record. Gene Ontology annotation, biological process: RNA modification. Lineage: Eukaryota; Viridiplantae; Streptophyta; Magnoliopsida; Malpighiales; Euphorbiaceae.
GAUUCUAUUGAGCCGAAAAUCUCAUAUUCAAACCGUGAAAAAGAAGAAGAGCUGGAAGAAGAAGAAAAAAUCGUUUUUCUCAUUCGAAAAUGCCCCAGCAUGCAAAUUCUCCGCCAAAUUCAUGCGCGUAUCCUUACGCACGUUCCUCCCAUUUCCUCCGUAUCCUUCUUAAUCUCCAAAAUCCUCUCCUUUGCAGCUCUCUCUCCUUUUGGCAACUUCGAUUACGCACGCAAAAUUUUCUCUCAAAUCCCAAACCCAGGCAUUUUUGCGUACAAUUCAGUUAUAAGGGGUUGUUUGUACACUAAAAUCCCAUCAAAGGAACCCAUUCAUUUGUUCAAAGAUAUGGUUGGAAAAGGCUACCCAAACCCGAACACUUUUACUAUGGCUUUUGUGCUCAAAGCUUGCUCAAUUAUAAUGGCUCUUGAAGAAGGUAAGCAGAUUCAUGCGCAAAUCUUGCGAUCUGGGUUUAGCUCGAGCCCUUAUGUGCAAUCUUCAUUGGUGAAUUUUUACUCGAAGUGUGAAGAAAUAACUAUUGCUAGAAAGGUGUUCGACGAAAUUACCGAGAGAAAUUUGGUUUGUUGGAGUGCAAUGGUCAGUGGCUAUGCAAGGUUAGGAAUGAUUAACGAGGCUUUGAUUAUGUUUCGAGAAAUGCAAGUGGUGGGUAUUGAACCUGAUGAAGUUUCAUUGGUAGGUGUACUAUCUGCUUGUGCUAUGGUUGGAGCACUAGAUAUAGGGAAGUGGGUUCAUGCGUAUAUCAAGAAACGGAUGAUUCAUGUUGAUCUUGAGCUUAAUACAGCUCUAAUUAAUAUGUAUGCCAAGUGUGGAUGCAUAGAGAAAGCCAGAGAAAUUUUUGAUGAGAUGAGAGUAAAAGAUAGUAAAGCUUGGAGCUCAAUGAUUGUUGGAUUGGCCAUUCAUGGACUUGCAGAGGAUGCACUGAAUGUGUUUUCGAGGAUGGAAGAAGCACAGGCCAAGCCGAACCAUGUAACUUUCAUUGGUAUUUUAUCUGCAUGUGCCCAUGGUGGACUAGUUUCAGAUGGAAAGAGAUAUUGGUCGAGCAUGCUUGAAUUAGGAAUAGAACCUUCAAUGGAGCAUUAUGGUUGUAUGGUUGAUUUACUAUGCCGUGGAGGCCUUAUUGAUGAGGCCUAUGAUUUUGCACUAAUCAUUCCCACACCAGAUCCAGUAAUUUGGCGAACAUUGCUUGUGGCUUACACGAAAAAUCGGAUGUUACAGAAAGCUGAAAUGGUUGCUGGGAAGCUCCUUGAAUUAGAACCAUGGAAAGCAGAAAACUAUAUCAUUCUUGCAAAUUUGUAUGCUUCUGUUUCACAGUUGGAGAAGGUGAGCCAUGUAAGAAAGAUGAUGAAGGAGAACGGCAUCAAGGCAUUGCCAGGAUGCACAUCUAUUGAGGUUGAUGGCUUUGUGCACAACUUUGUAACGGGUGACUGGUCGCAUCCUGAGGCAGAGGAAAUAAAAAAAACUCUAAGGGAUGUCGCUCUGAAGAUUCUUAUUAGUGGGUAUAAACCGUUUGUUUCUGUUGUACUGCACCUCGUGAAUGAUGAAGAGAAAGAGAAUGUUCUAUACGAGCAUAGUGAGAGGCUGGCCAUUGCUUAUGGCUUGAUGAAAACAAAGGCACCAGCAACUAUUAGAAUUGUAAAGAAUCUGAGAGUUUGUGGAGACUGUCAUGAAGUAACAAAAAUUAUCAGUAAAAUUUAUGAUAGGGAAAUUAUUGUCAGGGAUCGGGUUCGUUUCCACAAAUUCGUCAACGGCACGUGUUCAUGCAAAGAUUACUGGUAAAUGCCAACAUUAUGAUUCUCACCUCACCAUUAGUAUAAUUGGUUCGAUCAAAGUUUUGCCAUAUAUCAAGCAACCGUUGUUCUUUGGUCUGAACUUUAGGAAUUGUAGUGAACUUUUUCCCUUUUUCCUCUUGAGAAUACAAUUUUGCUUCAUGUAAUUCAUUCCUUUGUGCUUGCAAUUUUUUUAGCUCGUGUAUUAAUUGAUGCAAUAGAAACACUCAGCUACCAUAUUACGUUCUUCUUUGCAGUA